UACAAAUUUAUGGGACAGUUGUAAACCCUCUUACAUGUAUUUAGUUCCCCAUUUGAUUUUGAUCCAACUGUGCAUAAUCUUGGAUAUGCUCUCUGAAGGUUGUGGAGUGUCGCAUGUGUGGGGACCCAAAUUCAGUCCUUAGGUUUGCUUUCAUAGAGUUCACUGAUGAGGAGGGUGCAAGGGCUGCUCUGAAUCUGUCAGGAACCGUGCUUGGAUAUUAUCCUAUCAAUGUUCUACCGUCAAAAACUGCAUUGCACCAGUCAACGAAACAUUCCUACCCAGGUCUGACGAUGAACGUGAAAUGUGUGCAAGGACUAUCUACUACACAAACAUUGACAAGAAGGUCACUCAAGCAGAUCUAAAGUUAUUCUUUGAGUCCAUAUGUGGUGAGGUUGGUCGUUCUUUACUCCAAACACAAUCUCCCUUCUGUACAGCUAAAAGUUUGCAGAA
This is a messenger RNA of Zea mays, 450 nucleotides long. RefSeq names its product polyadenylate-binding protein-interacting protein 10. Gene Ontology annotation, molecular function: RNA binding. The record is from RefSeq and is a predicted model, not a curated record. The transcript is spliced from 4 exons. Lineage: Eukaryota; Viridiplantae; Streptophyta; Magnoliopsida; Poales; Poaceae. The coding region runs from base 114 to 362 and encodes 82 amino acids.